Messenger RNA from Caenorhabditis bovis, 3561 nucleotides. Lineage: Eukaryota; Metazoa; Nematoda; Chromadorea; Rhabditida; Rhabditidae. The record is from the annotation of a GenBank genome assembly.
AUGGAUGGACGAUUACGUAUCAACUUAAUUCAGGAAGAGUUGGAUGAAUACGAUAAGAAGGUUGAGCACAUUGAGCAGACCUCGUAUGCGUGCCAAUUCAAAAAUAAAAACGCAUUACCGGAAUCUGUAUUGAUGUCGGCAGAAAUCUGUCCGUCUUAUCAGUCGUCUCUGAAUGCGUAUCGCAUUUACGUAAGAGAGCAAUUGCGUGAUGUUGCGGUUAAAGCUUUUGUUGGCGAGCCGAGAUGUGUUUUCGAUACGCCGAAAAAUGACAAACGACAAUGGCUUCAUCAGACUCUGUCCGAUGAUAAUGCCAGUUCCCCUCCGGAUCCUCUCUACGUCAAACUGCUGCCUUUCUAUUUUCCAAAUAAUUAUGGGAAAGAUCCCGUGAACAAAACUGUAUUAUCUGGAACUCUGUCAUUUCUACUAAAUCAUCCCAAUGAGAAAAUUUCCAAACAUACAUAUCUCCACAUGGCAGCCGCUGCAUAUUGGAGAAGUGAAGGAAAAAUGAAGAAUGCGCUUGAUUGUUAUUUGUCAAGCUGGGAUUUAGCAACAAUCAAACAGGGUUCGGAUUAUCCAGAUCUUCGUUCGCCGUUAAUUGAGCCUGUGUAUUUUAUAUCUAUAGCGUCAGCUUUCAAUCAUUCCUUGUUAACUAGCAACCAUGAUGACAUCUUCAAUAUGCUAUUAAAGGAUGUCCUAAGCGAUAUAAAUGUGGAUCCAUGCGUUCUUGGAAUGGGAAACUACAUUGCCGGAAAAAUAGCAGAUUUUCGAAACAUUCAAAACGUUCAGACAGCUAUAGUGGAAAAUACAAUGUUUUCAUUCAAAAUGACAUCGGAGGAAAGACAGAAUGAUGCGAUUCAAAACGGCUUGAGGCAUUAUGUCAACGCGGGCCAUUUUUUAAGCAUUGAAAAAAAUGGCAAUUCGAAAAGAGCGGAAUUGAUAAAAAAUGCGAUACGUGUCAACACUUUUGACGGCUACAUGAAAUUAUGCCAACUUCAAAUUGAAAGCAUCGAACGACCUCAAGAAGUUUCUUUACCUAUAGCGAGUCAUGUGUCAUUUCCCAGAACCAGAAGACACCAUUCUCUGUUCUACAAUACUUUCAAAUAUGGAUAUAAUAAUUAUAUAAAAUGCUUGCCGGAUGUUUAUAAUCGAAACUGCAAUUCGCGGAACUCACAGCAGAGCUUAACAACAUUCAUGAUUUGCAAGGCAGAUUGGUAUCGCUAUAAGAGAAUAAUGCAAAUACGGCGGAAAGAAACAAUAGGCAAUCGACCAGUAAUCAACGAGACUUCGUGGAAGUUGGCAGAAGUGUUCCCACGAAGUCGAACUUUUGAUAAAAAUUGGAGUCAGUGGAGUAAAACCAAAAAAUCGUUAAGAAUGAUCGCGCCAAGAUAUUCCGAUUUUGAAAGCAAUGUUACCAUGGGGCCAUGGCGACGUACGGAUUGGCCGAACUCGGUAGAUUGUCAGCGUGUUGUUUCAAUUUCGAAUCCGUUUCGAGCCAACACGUUCCCACAAAUAUUUUUAUCACCGGAAAAUCGCGGAUAUGUAAUCUCUGAACUCCUAACAACUGAAAUAUCCAUUUCGCAACAUGAAAAUUUACCGAUGCCAUGGUUGGAACCGAAAUGCCAACGAUUGAAUGACGAUGUAUUCUUGGAGUUUAAAACGUAUUCUUCCAUAAUAAAGCUUCGAGAAAGAAAAUACAAUACGAGACGAAAUAUUUACGCUGAAAAAACACUUAAAACGGUUUUGACGCGCUUAGCUGAUCGAGUUCUCGACGAGUUUGAAGUUGGAGCACGAAUCAACAUAUUGUUGAAUUAUGUAAGUUAUAAACUAGAUAAUAUUGGACCAAAGUGGGUGGCUAUGAACCUCGCUGCUUUAUAUUGGAGAGUCGUGGGGAAUCCAUACGAAUCAACAAAUUGCCUCAUUGGAGCAAUAAUUGAAAAUCGUGACGAAUCUUUCAUCGCCCUAGUUCAAUUAGCUCAGGUUAUUGUCAAAGCCACUGGGAAUGUGAUUGAAGCAAAUCAGCUAGUAACGGAUUACGCGAAUCCUAUAGCAUCGCGUGAACCAAUGUACCAUUAUAUCCAAGGUCGAUUGAAUCUUCUUAUUCACAACGUCGACAAAGCCAUUCAACAUUUCAAAGAUGCGCUCGAUCGAGAGCCGAAAGAAGUAAUCAUUGCUGAGGAUUUGCUAAAAAUUGCUUGUAGUGGAAAGUCCACGAAGCCGGCGAUUUCAUCGCAAUUUCCGACGGUAUGUUGUUCACCAGGUGUACAGAACGCCGUGUGUAUCAAAUCACGCAAGGAUGCCACUGAAGAAUGUUACAUCGUUGACAUGCAGUCAUCGAAUCAACGGAGCAAAUUGAUAUAUCAUCGCUGUAAUGGCGUCUACACUGGUCAAAGUAAAAGGACUGCAGAUUUUGCCAACAUCGUCUCGCCAUUUUUGCUAGUUUUCAAUACCAUUCAUCGCAAAGAUGACGUUUCGAUUUGGGCGAAUCACGCGGAUGGCAUUCAAACAGUUGAAACGCACGAGCUGCCACUGGACUAUGGUGGGACAGAGGGAUUUUUUGUCAAAAAACCAGCCGAAUGGUGGGAUAGUGCAAAAAAUGAAAUGAGAUAUAUUUUACCAUCAACCGAAGAAAAAAUUGAUGAGUGGGAGGAGGAAUGGGAAAGCGAUCAUGCUCAAAUACCGCCGAAACCGCUGUCAUUUCUCUGGAUUCGCGAGAAAAGCCUUAUGAUGCAAUUUGACACAAAAACCCCUUCGUAUCUUCCACAACCAUCGUUGUCGCAAAUUCGUAGGGGUCUUGCAAUUUUUCCGCCACCGCGGGUCGCAACGAUGUCUUGCAACACCGUGGCGAAGCUCGACGUGCUAUUCGAUAAUCCGCCAUCGACGUGGGUGUCGGUGACGGCGAAAGGUGAAGAUAUUCAAAAGUACAUGGAUCUCAGAGGACCGAUGCCGUCAAUCGCGUCGUUGCAACCAGUGUGUCCAUCAAUGGACAAAUACGAGAAUUCACCGGUACUCGGCCUUGAUCAUCUCCCAGUUUUUGCACUUAGCGAUCAGUUCUUGUUUUACAAGCCCGAAAAAGCAUUGGCCAGCGUUUUGAAAUCGUUGGGAAACAAGCAGGAUUCAAUUGAACACAUUGCUGCUCGUCUUCAUACAGCAAUGCUUUAUAAUCAAGCUAAAAACGAUAAGGUGAAUUGGCUCCUAUGUGUUCUUUCUUCGCUUUAUUGGCGUGCCACUGGAAAUCCAGAAAACGCAAUGACAUGUCUUCGUUGUGCGCUUCACAAUACACCGCCGAAUAUGCGCGAUGUUGCUCUGGUCUCGCUUGCUAAUAUUUGCCAUCAAGCCGGCCUACUCAACAGCGCACUUAUAUCAGCUGGAGCGGCUCUUACAACGUCACCACGACUUGUUGCGAUUCAUUUUACAUUAGCUAACAUUUAUGCUUCUUUGGGAGAUUACCAGCGCGCCUUAAACUUUUACUACUCAACAUUGUCUCUGCAAUCGAGUUUUCAACCAGCGAAAGAUAGAAUUCGUGCCAUUUAUUGCCAUUCCAAUCAAGAAUUCAAUUUUUGA